UCUUUUUCUAAGCUGAGAGAGAGAAAGGCAUUAGUUUUUCUGUUCCUGAUUAGCGGCGGAGUGUGCCGUCCUCGCUUUCACAUCCAAUCAAUACCAAGAAAAAAUAAGAGCUUUUUUUUUAACGCUAAUAAUCCGAAGCACUCCCUGAAUCCAACCCAUCCGCGGCUGCUGCUGCUGCAGCAGAGAUGACAAAUCAGAUCGAGCCGGGAGCUCUGGUUGUUCGUCUCUCGGUUCAGGUCAACACCUCGGGAGUUCUUGCUUCGGUUUGAAGCGAGGAGCUCUGUUCUUUUCCCCGUUUCUUGGUACUGGUGAUUCUUGGCUUCGCCGUGCUGGAAUCGGUGCAGCUUUAGGGGGGGAUUUGGGGGAGGUUUUGAUGCGAUUCAGAGAGUAAAGCUACAUCAUUUCUUGCAUUUCGCGUGGUUCUUGGGGGUGGAUUCUUUGCGUGGUUCUGUCGAGGUCGAGCUAUUUCGACGCGUACUCCAGUCUGAACCUUCUCAGAGAUCCAGGUUAGAUUGUGGUGGCUGCUUGUUUCAAGAACUUCAACACCCUGAUUAACUCUUUCUGCUGAUAAGUAGAUGGAUGGAUCAUGUGAUUGCAUUGAGCCGCUCUGGCAGGCGGAUGAUCUCCUUGUAAAGUAUCAGUACAUAUCUGACUUCUUUAUUGCGCUCGCUUACUUCUCGAUCCCUUUGGAGCUCAUAUAUUUCGUUAAGAAGUCAGCAUUCUUCCCUUACCGAUGGGUGCUUAUACAAUUCGGCGCAUUCAUUGUUCUUUGUGGGGCAACCCACCUGAUAAAUUUGUGGACUUUUGCCAUAUAUACCAAGACUAUAGCUGUGGUACUGACAGUGGCGAAAGCAGCGACAGCGGUUGUUUCGUGCAUCACAGCUUUGAUGCUUGUGCAUAUAAUUCCUGAUUUGUUGAAUGUGAAGUUGAGAGAGAGAUUUCUGAAGGAUAAGGCUGAUGAGCUUGAUAGAGAGAUGGGGAUUAUAAGAACACAAGAGGAGACAGGAAGACAUGUCCACAUGCUGACCCAUGAGAUAAGAAGCACACUUGACAGGCACACCAUUCUGCGAACUACGCUCGUCGAGCUGGGAAGGACUCUUGUUUUAGCGGAGUGUGCCCUGUGGAUGCCAACACGCUCUGGAUCGGCCCUUCAGCUCUCUCAUACGAUAUAUAACAGCGCAGCAAUUGGAUCAGUUGUUCCUAUCAACCUUCCCAUUGUCAGUAAGGUUUUUAAUAGUAACCGUGUAGUAAAAAUUCCGCAUACCUCCCCGUUAGCUUCGAUAACGGCUGACAAAAGCAGGUAUGUGCCACCAGAGGUUGUGGCUAUCCGUGUUCCACUGCUGCACCUUACGAAUUUCCAAAUAAAUGAUUGGCCUGAGCUAUCUGCAAAAAGCUUUGCAGUAAUGGUUUUGAUGCUCCCUCCAGACAGUGCAAGAGAAUGGCGGCCGCAUGAACGGGAGCUUGUUGAAGUCGUUGCUGAUCAGGUAGCGGUCGCAUUGUCUCAUGCUGCCAUUUUGGAAGAGUCCAUGCGGGCCCGUGAUCUACUAAUGGAGCAAAACAUUGCUCUUGAUGCAGCACGUCGGGAGGCAGAAAUGGCUAUUUGUGCCCGUAAUGAUUUUCUUGCUGUAAUGAACCAUGAAAUGCGGACUCCUAUGCGAGCAAUCGUUUCUUUGUCCUCUCUCCUUUUAGAAACAAAUCUUAGUGCUGAACAACGCCUAAUGGUUGAGACUAUACUAAAGAGUAGCGAUCUUCUGGCAACUCUUACGAAUGAUGUUUUGGACGUUUCAAAGCUUGAGAAUGGGAGUCUUGAGCUGGAAAUUGCACCUUUUAAUUUGCAUUCCACCUUUACAGAUGUGGUUAAUUUGAUUAAGCCAGUAGCAGCGUGCAAGAGGCUCUCGGUUAUGGUCACUUUGGCACCAGAGUUACCUCUACAUGCUAUUGGUGAUCAAAAGCGAUUGAUGCAAAUAAUCCUAAAUGUUGCCGGGAACUCCAUUAAGUUCACAAAGGAGGGUCAUGUUUCGAUUACAGCUUCUAUGGCCAGACCAGAUGCUUUGAGAGGUCCACAUGAACCUGACUACCAUCCAGUUGUCUCUGAUGGAUUCUUUUACCUGGCUGUUCAGGUAAAAGACACAGGCUGCGGAAUCAGCCCUCAGGAUAUGCCCCACACAUUCAGAAAGUUUGCACACCCUGAAAACGCAGGCAAAUGGAACAGUGGCAGUGGAUUGGGGCUGGCCCUUUCCAGAAGAUUUGUCAGUCUAAUGGAAGGUAACAUCUGGCUCGAGAGCGAAGGCGUCGGGAAGGGCUGUACCGCGAUGUUCUUUGUGAAACUUGGCAUGCCUGAGAAACCAAAUGCAAACCUCCGAAGAAUGGCGCCGCACCCUCUACAGCCAAACCAAGGAGCUGGAGGCCCUGAUGCCCUCAGUAUAUCCAUAAUGGACAGCAACCCGAGGGUUCCUCGGGUUCGCUACCAAUCAAGCGUAUGAGAAGCACCGAUGAUGCCAUCGCCAUGCCAAGGCAGAGCAUCCGACCCAGUUUUGCCAUCACAGUUUACAGCUCCAUUUGCAGCUCUCUUUUUGAUGUAUGGAUGGUAGAUGUUGUUCUUGUCCAUCAGUGGAGGUACCUUGGGCAUGCUGGUAUAAGUUUCAUUGGCAUUCUUGAAUCUUGAUUUCAGUUGUGAGGGUGAUUGGGUGGUCUUAAGUGGUGACAAUUGUGAAAGCUGAUGUAGUGAUCUUUUGCAGCUCUCUUUU
Oryza sativa Japonica Group (Japanese rice) is the source of this 2747-nucleotide messenger RNA. The record is from RefSeq and is a predicted model, not a curated record. NCBI's taxonomy places the organism in Eukaryota, Viridiplantae, Streptophyta, Magnoliopsida, Poales, Poaceae.